AUGGCCAUCGAGGUCCCGUCCAAGACCUUCACGCGCGAGGAGGUCGCCAAGCACAACACCGAGGACUCGGUGUGGUUCGUCAUCGACUCGGUUGUCUACGAUGUGUCUGACUUCGUCGACGCCCACCCAGGCGGCGAGGCCGUCCUGCGCCAGGUCGCCGGCACCGAUGCUACGAGCGACUUCUACAACCUGCACCGCCACGAGGUGCUCGUCAAGUACGCCGACCUCGCCAUCGGCACCCUCGCCGGCGAGAAGCCCAGCGUCAUCACCCCCAAGCCCGGCGACCUGUCACUCGUCCCCUACGCCGAGCCCCUGUGGCUCACGCCCUCGUUCCGAAGCCCCUACUACAAAGACAGCCACCGGCGGCUGCAGCGUGCGAUCCGCGAGUUCACAGAACUGUACAUCACCCCCGAGGCGCAGGAGAAGGAGCGCGAUGGCACGCACAUCAGCCAGGGCUUGAUUGACCGCAUGUCCAAGGCGGGUAUCCUGCACAUGCGUCUCGGUCCGGGCAAGCACCUGCAGGGCGUGGAGCUUCUCGGCGGCGCUGUUGAGCCGAAGGAGUUUGACUACUUCCACGACCUCAUCAUGGCACAGGAGAUGGUGCGCGCCAACGCGAGAGGCUUCCAGGACGGCAGCCUGGCAGGAAUGGUCAUUGGCCUGACCGCCGUCUUGAACUUUGCCAAUGACGAGAAGUUCAAGAAGAAGAUCUCGGAUGAGGUGUUCAGCGGGAAGAAGAAGAUUUGCCUGGCCAUCACAGAGGCAUUUGCUGGAAGCGACGUCGCCAGGUUACGCACAACUGCAGUUAAAACCCCUGAUGGCAAACACUAUAUCGUCAACGGAACAAAGAAGUGGAUCACGAAUGGGACAACAUACAUCACCUUUGACAAUGUCAAGGUCCCAGUCGAGAACCUGCUUGGAAAGGAGAACCAGGGCAUCUACGUCAUCCUCAGCAACUUCAACCACGAGAGAUGGACCAUGGCCUGCGCGACGAUCCGCUACAGCCGGACCGUCGUAGAGGAGUGUCUCAAGUGGGCACACCAGAGACUGGUGUUCGGGAAGCGCCUCAUCGAUCAGCCGGUGAUUCGACUAAAGCUCGCCAAGAUGAUUGCGCUCGUGGAAGCAAACCAGUCUUGGCUGGAGACCAUCACCUACCAGAUGUGCAACAUGCCGUACUCCGAGCAGGCCAAGUUUCUCGGCGGUCCGAUAGGUUUGCUCAAGAUGAGCUGUACGCGAGCAGCUCACGACAUUGCCGAUGAGUCUGUUCAGAUCUUCGGUGGACGGGCGUUGACCCAGACAGGCAUGGGGCGCGUGGUUGAGAAUUUCCAAAGGACGUACAAGUUUGAUGCAAUCUUGGGUGGUGCUGAAGAAGUCUUGGGCGACCUUGGCGUUAGGCAGGCAAUGAAGUUCAUGCCGAAGGCAAUGUUGUAA
Phaeoacremonium minimum UCRPA7 is the source of this 1428-nucleotide messenger RNA. RefSeq names its product putative acyl- dehydrogenase protein. Gene Ontology annotation, molecular function: flavin adenine dinucleotide binding; oxidoreductase activity, acting on the CH-CH group of donors; heme binding. Lineage: Eukaryota; Fungi; Ascomycota; Sordariomycetes; Togniniales; Togniniaceae. The transcript has 3 exons. Bases 1 to 1428 code for a protein of 475 amino acids. The record is from RefSeq and is a predicted model, not a curated record.